Messenger RNA from Acaulospora morrowiae, 134 nucleotides. The record is from the annotation of a GenBank genome assembly. Lineage: Eukaryota; Fungi; Glomeromycota; Glomeromycetes; Diversisporales; Acaulosporaceae.
AUAUUGAUAUCAGGAUAGCAAACACUGAUGUCAAGACAGAAGAUACUAAUAUUAAGAUGGAAGAUAUUGAGAUUGGAAUGGAAGGCACUUGUAUAGAGUAUAAGUCUGUUAAAGCUCAUAAAUAUAUAAAAUAA